GAACACUCUAUCUACCCCCGUCGUGUGGGCAGCCCGUCUUCGAAUGUUUCGCUAGGUCUGCGCAGCUCAGCCGAAUUACAUGCAUUGCCCCGCGCCUAGAUUCGCUGUGCAUACAAGGUUGGGGUUCUGUGUGUUCGUGUAUAGUCAAUAACGGGAAGCCUGUGCUAGCACUAGCAGGCAACUUGAGAGCGAAGGGACUCUGUGCCUCUUUUUUUUUUCUUUUUAAUGCGUUUCCUGUGUAAUACGGGCAGGGCCCACUCAUGGAAUAUUGAGUUGAUCUCACUCAAGCACUGGCUUUAGCCAGCUAGCUAGCUGCUGCAAGCUUGUUGUCAACAUUACUUGCUGUAACGCAUCAAACACCCGCCAGCGUCGUAAAUUGCUCCGACAUUGUUCCCUAUUUCGCAUUCGCAGAGACGGUAAUACACAUGCAAAGUCGUAGUCAUGUAAGUGGCCGUGCAUACGAGUUAUAAGCAUCGAGGAAUGCAUAGACUCUUUCGAAUGAAAGUGAAGGCCUUCGCUUUUUUCCUCUCUCAGCAAAGUGGCGACACUCCCUUCUUUUUGCUCAGCCGCGUUAGGAUAAAGGGAAGAAAACAUAAGUCUCAUCGCUCUCAACCGAAGAAUCUGAGCUGAAUAUUAGCUGUUAGACUGUCUACAAAGCCAGACGUAUCAUCGUGGGUCAACCUUGUAUUUUCAUCGGCAUACCAGCACAAUAACAGGGUGCCUUCUUAUCUCUACUAGGGCACUCUUGUCGAGGUGUGUCCCUGUUUGACCUCAGCGGCAGCUCAUACACUACAGAAUCGAGGCCAAACAUACGGCGGCAAGCCAGCUAUACAGGCUGCCAGCCCCGUGCAAGCCAGCUUGCCAGCCGGGCUAGGCGUGUGUGUGUUUUGUGUUGGUGUUAGCAGCGGGCGUCGCCUAGCCAGCAGCCGACCGGGGCAUUCCGACAGGGCCCCGCUCAUAUUCAUCUUGUUUACUUCUCGCUGCCCAUGAAGAAGAAAAAGAGCUGUCUUUCCAGCAUGGAGCUGAGUGAUAUUGGAGAGAGGGUUUAUGCCGCGGAGUCUCUUCUCAACAGAAGGAUUCGAAGGGGCAAAGCAGAAUACCUUGUCAAGUGGAAGGGCUGGUCUAUAAAGUACAGUACUUGGGAACCAGAGGAUAAUAUCAUUGACAAAAGACUGCUGGAAUCGUUCAAAAAGCGCCGAAAAGAACUUGAAGGAACUGCAGGACAUGGGACACCAGGUCGCAAGAAACGCAAAUCUAAGGUAUGUUUUAGAUUUCGUUGUGUUUUCCACCCCUAUCCAAACGACCAUUUUUAGCCCCCCGCACCCGACAUUUGCUAAUUAAAACAAUUCUAACGAAUAAACGGAAAGUUCUUGUUCAAAACCCGCAAACGAACAAAAUCUGCAAUUAUAGUGGAAUACAUUUCCCAAAUGUUAAUUAUUUAGAGGUUUUCCAUUGCCGAGAAAUAACUUGAAUAUGGAGGAAAGUUCGUGAGGGAAAAUUGCUCAGUGACUGGGAAUACAUUAAUAUACGUGCAAACAUAGCGGGAGGCAUGAGAGCGCACGUAAGCCAUCGCUAUUCUCUCUCUCCCCUUCGGCGGCUGCUCCAACUAAUAAUAAUGCACUGCGCAUGUGCAGUGAGGAGAUAGUGGCUUUAGAGUGCCAUCUUCUUCUCUGUGCAAUUACUCUUCGCAUAAUUUUACGUGUUAGAAUAUUGGUUGAACCGUGAGUAUGUCCGCCACCGUGUUAUCUCCCACAACUAUUCGUACUGCAGCUUAUUACGCUAUUCAUGGAUUUUGAUGACCAAAAUUCAGCGCGUAGGCCCAUUAUAAUGCAUAUUGGGAGCUCCGAGCUAUAGGUCUUUGCUAUGAUGCAGUAAAUUUGGUUACAUAUUGCGUUAAUGACUCCAUGACUCUAUGGACUGUUAUCCCGGCCAGCUGGUCAAUUCAAGGGUCGGAUCAGGGUCUUAGUAUUAGCGGCCCGGGGGGGGGGGG
Lytechinus variegatus (green sea urchin) is the source of this 1990-nucleotide messenger RNA. RefSeq names its product chromobox protein homolog 8-like. NCBI's taxonomy places the organism in Eukaryota, Metazoa, Echinodermata, Echinoidea, Temnopleuroida, Toxopneustidae. The record is from RefSeq and is a predicted model, not a curated record. The transcript is spliced from 4 exons. The coding region runs from base 987 to 1313 and encodes 108 amino acids.